AUGGAUUCGGAACAGCCCAAGAAGGUCCCAAGGACGGAGACCAAGACGAAGGAGCUGUUGCGUACCACCGUCGCUGACGGUCCCUUCAGCCUCCUAGACACUGCCAUGAAGGAGAAAAAGCGGGUCUUCAUCCAGUGUCGCAACAGCAAGGCGCUUCUGGCACAUGUGAUCGCCUUUGACAAGCACUUCAAUCUCGUGCUGAAGGGCGUCCAGGAGAUCACUGAAAGCCACGGCUCCGAGCAGAAGCAGCGCACCAUCGAAAACCUCUUUUUGCGCGGCGAGUCGGUAAUUUUUAUCGUGAAGCUGCCCUAG
Molecule: messenger RNA, 312 nt
Organism: Leishmania mexicana MHOM/GT/2001/U1103
Lineage: Eukaryota; Euglenozoa; Kinetoplastea; Trypanosomatida; Trypanosomatidae
Product: small nuclear ribonucleoprotein SmD2
Exons: 1
Coding region: 1-312 (103 amino acids)
Biological process (GO): spliceosomal snRNP assembly; RNA splicing
Cellular component (GO): catalytic step 2 spliceosome; precatalytic spliceosome; U1 snRNP
Molecular function (GO): RNA binding
Source: RefSeq, a predicted model, not a curated record